Pseudoliparis swirei is the source of this 8503-nucleotide messenger RNA. RefSeq names its product storkhead-box protein 2-like. Gene Ontology annotation, molecular function: RNA polymerase II transcription regulatory region sequence-specific DNA binding; DNA-binding transcription activator activity, RNA polymerase II-specific. The transcript is spliced from 4 exons. Gene Ontology annotation, cellular component: cytoplasm; nucleus. The coding region runs from base 678 to 3809 and encodes 1043 amino acids. Gene Ontology annotation, biological process: positive regulation of transcription by RNA polymerase II. Lineage: Eukaryota; Metazoa; Chordata; Actinopteri; Perciformes; Liparidae. The record is from RefSeq and is a predicted model, not a curated record.
AACGAUGCCUGCCGCCACUCUACCUGGAUGAGACGGUCCUGCAUCCAGCUGCGUUCUCGCGCACCGUACCGAAGCGUGUCAGGCGCGAGACAGGACAAUAUCCACCGGCGGCUGGAGAGACCUUACCGUCACGACAACCGUCACGACUGUCGGGGGAAAAAACCGAUAAAGUGACCCACGAAAUCCGACUGCUACCUGACGACUGGGAGGAGGAGGGGGGCUUUCCGCAUCUGUUGCCUGGGUGAAUUUAUUAACACGUUAGCAUUCGGCUAGCUAGCCCUAUACCAAGGUACCUACCACUACGAGGUGAUUGGUACCUUGAAUUACACCGAAAACCACGAAUGUCAUCUCUCGUUUCGCUUGGACAGCGCUCAACAUGACUCUUCAGUAAAUACUGGUCUCGUUUACGGUGCGAUAUCGUACGUCCGUAGAAGAAUACGGACCUAAAUGUGUAGGAAUGGGUGUCAUAUAAGUCUGGGAAGCUAACAGAAGCUAGCAGGCUAGCUUCAUGGGAAUCCAGUUGCAGGCUAUGCGACUGCUGCAGAGCGUAGCGUCUAGCUACACACCCUGCUAGCUCAAAUGGAGUGUUUGUUUCCCAUUACGCCUCCCUGUGUGUCAGAUAGAUAAAUACAAUGAUUAUACUGUAUUCGAUAGUCAGCUAGAAGGCCGAGGCGACAAUGGAGUCUUUCCUGCAGAUAGCUCCCCAUUCCCUGGCCAUAGUGCUUUCCAGGGUCGGGGCUGGGGAGGCGGUGGGGGCGGCCGGGGUGUCAGAGAGCGACGCGUUGCCGAGACACCACACUGGCUAUGAAAUAUUUGCCGAUUUCAAAGCAGAAAAUACCCAGCAACACGUGUGGAACCAAAGGAUUACCGAGGCUGUGUCCGAGACCUUCUUCUUGGGAUGGAUAGACGAGCAUGUGCUGCUGAUCCAGGGCAAGGAGGACCAUCUGGAGGUGCUGAGGGAGGGAUGGAUGCGGAGGUCCCUCAAACCGCCACGGGGAUUUACCAUCAAAUACCUGGGUGAUGUGUCACCCAUCAGUAUGUCCCCCAUCAGCCAAUCGCAAUUCAUCCCUUUGGGAGAGGUAUUGCUAUUGGCUAUCUCUGCUAUGAACUCCGCCCACAAGCCUGUCACUCAGGAGGCCCUAACCGAACACCUGCAGACGUGUUUUCCAGGUGUUCCCACACCAACGGAGGAGGUUCUGCACCACACGCUAAGCAUGCUGGUCCGUGAGCGGAAGAUCUACCCAACACCAGACGGAUAUUUUAUUGUAACCCCUCAGACUUACUUCAUCACUCCGAGCCUAAUCCGAACCAGCUCCAAGUGGUACCACUUGGACGAACGUUCUGCUGACCGGCACCAACAGCAGCAGCAGCAUCAGAACCAGCAGCAGCAUCAGCAGACGCAGUGCACCUCCCCUCUCUCCGGCACCAUCACCCCGUCCACCUCUGGAGUUGUGCGCGAUCGAACACACCCGAAGUCCAGCCAAAACCACAGCGGAGGAGGUGGGGAUUCCAUUUUUAACAACAACAGUUACCGCGGAGACGACCCACCCAGCCACCACAACACCCUGCAGCGUCGAUCUCCCAAAGACCACCGGGAGGCGUACUCGUCCCCACGCUCCCCACAGACGCCUCCUCAGCAAGCAGCAGGCAACACCGAAAAGAGUCGCAGCACCCUCGGGUUCCCCUUCAAGACGGACACGCUCACCAAACACCGAAGUGGGGGAGGGGGAGGAGGAGGAGGAACUGGGGGAGGAACUGGGGGAGGAACUGGAGGAGGAACUGGAGAGAUAGAGAAACAGGCAGGUGGAGGAAGUGGGACAGGAAGUCGUAAAUUUGGUUUGAAGCUGUUCCGUCUGAGCUUUAAGAAGGACAAGACCAAGCAGCUGGCCACCUUCUCUGCACAGUUCCCCCCACAGGAGUGGCCGCUCCGCGACGAGGAGGUGCCCAGCCAGCUGCCACGCAAUGUCGAGAUGGAGAUCAUCCGCCGAAUCAACCCUGACCUUACUGUGGAGAACCUCGCCCGGCACACGGCGGUCAUGAAGCGCCUCGAAGAAGAGCGCGCGCAGAGGAGCAAAGUGUCAUCAGCCAAUCGGAGCUCCAGGAGUAGGAGAAGCGGGGGUCGACACAGGAAGCAGUCUCAGACCAAACUCAGCCGCUCGCAUAGCAAGAAGAGAGCGCCCCGCGGCGAGCCCAGCGACGGCUCCCACCCGGAGCUGGCCGACAGAGACUACAGAGCCUACUCGUCCUCACUGGCUCGGUCACCGAGGGAACACGCCCUGGCCACGGAGCGGCAACGGGCCCGCCUCCACUUGGCACAUAGCAACCCCAACAUCCUCGACUCCUCCCACCUACCUGUCACGCCAGAGUGGGAUGUGUCCGGAGAGCUUGCCAAGCGCCGCACAGAAAUGCCUUUCCCCGAGCCAAGCCAUGGCCCGUCAGCCCACCACUCCAAAGUCCACCGCUCCCACUCCCACACCCAGGAGAGGAAGUCCAGGAACGAGCGCAGCGACAAGGCAAAGGAACGCUCACGGUCCAUGGACAAUUCCAAAGGACCACUUGGAGCCGGGAUGAUCGGACCGCCCGAUUACUACGACGAACGAAGCCGUUACUAUACUGACGAUGGCACCCUCCGAGCCAAUCAGAGCUCUGCUCACUACUCUCGUGCCACACCCCCUUCAUCUAAACUGGCUGUGGAUUCUUUGGGGUUGGAUGGGGGCAGGAGUUUAGAGAAGAGUAAGAGCAGGGACAGCCUGCCAGCGUACUCGCCCAAACCACUGUCCAGCGCCAUCCCCCCUGAUGAUUACUUCCAAUGCGCUGGCUCCUCUGAGGCUGCUCUUACAGCGGCUAACCAGUUGGGAACUCUAAGCAAAAGUAGCCAUGAUGGAUUCAAACUCAGCAGCGCUGACAGGCAAAUGGACAGACAGACACCCCAUCCUCUAGAAAGUAAGGAGGACUUGUCAAAGAUGGGGCCUAAGGGUGGCAGCCUGCCUCCAAUGCCCCUCUCUAUCCCUGACCCCCCGCUUCUCAAUGGAAGACCUCCCCAUAGUGCCUCCUCUGGUCAGGAGAAACGUAAGGAGAUCUUUAGUAAAGACACACUCUUCAAACCUCCUCCUAGCCUCCCGUUGCCCGGCUACAGCUCCCUGAGAAAAACUCCAGCCCUCGCCUCCUCUACUCCAUCCUCGUCCUGCGAUGCACUUGAUUCCGAGGAGGCCUUCGAUGCUCCCAAACCUCUGGUGGCCACGCCAUCCGUCACCCCACAGGGCAUUGAACCCACUACCAGCGCAGCAGAGGCCUCCUUCGACUACUACAACGUCUCGGACGACGACGAACUCGAGGAGGGGGGCAACAAAAGUCGAGGAGACGACGAAAAGGCCGGAGGAGGUGUUGCCGGGAUGGGAGGAGGUGGAGCAGGGACCAUGCAGUGGCUGUUGGAGCGAGAAAAGGAGAGGGAUCUACAGAGGAGGUUUGAAAGAACCCUCACCUUCCCCGGUGCUAAAGAGAACCUUCCGGAGCCCAGUCAGAACCAGCAGUCAGCCCACUCUGCUAGACUUGACAGCAUGGACUCCAGCUCCGUCACUGUCGACAGUGGAUUCAACUCACCACGAACAAGGGAGAGCCUGGCGUCCAACACAUCUUCCAUAGUGGAGAGCAACCGUCGACAGAACCUGGCGCUGAGCCCCGGCCACCUCGGCAUCACCACCGGUACCGCCACCCCCUUCUCCUUCCGCACCAUCCCAGAACCUGCCGGCACACAACCGGAGAAACUCCAGAAGCCCAGCGCUUGCCUUGCGUCAAUCACCAGCGUAUAGGGGCGGGACUACUGUAGGGGCUGGGUGGAGCAACAGGAGCCGAUGGAGAGGGGCCAGAAAAAGAUAAAGUCCCACCCCCAAGGACUGUUACAUCUUUAGACUGACAUUAGUGGAGCUGCCACAGGCCCACUGUGGAACUAUAGCUAUUACACACACACACACACAUACAUAUAUACACACACACACACACAAACAAACAGAGAACUGUAGACCACCAGGAAACUCCUCUCUGUCGCUCUCACACACACACACACACACGGACAGACAUACACACACACACACACCCGGCCACUGGGCAGACUCCGUCAUUCGACAGCCUCUAGUUUACACACUGCUGUUGUGUUGUUUCACUAUCACGUGGGUUCUAGUGUAUGUGUGUGUGUGUGGGGGGGGGGGGUUAUGUUUGUAUAAUCUGUAAUCUCAGGUCAUUUUAUUUCCACUCUCAUUCCAGCUGCUUCAGAUCAGCGCAUCUCCCUCUAGUGGUGUCUGGUGGUAUUACACACUGAAGAGACGCUGCUCCUGCUGACUGCUGUUACUGAUGGUUCACACAUUGUCACUGAUCCAGCUCCUACUCACUUGUCUCUGUCGGCUCUCCUCUAAAUUCACCACCGGCGGACACCGUGUACGGUGCAGGGCCACAGGAUACGACAAUGACUAUUAACCAUCUCUCCAAAGUGAGGGGGUUAGACGGCUCAAUGAGUGACCUGUAACCAGGGCUGUUAUGAAGCUGAGCAGUUUGUGUGUCUGUUGGAUGCCAUGAUGCCCAUUUGAACUGUCUGAUCACUGUAGACCCGCUUCUCCUCCAGCUGCUGGCCGAUGUGUGCACAGCGUGAGGUGUGCAGCUCCAGGGAUGAGGCUUCUGAUUACAGAUCGUUUUGACCUUCAUGAGGGCCGAUCUUCCUCCACUUUGCCUCUCAUUGAGCGUUACCCCUCAUGUCCACGGAAUGCAGCUCAUGUUUCAGCUCCGUCGUGGCUGCUCAGUCCUCCACAAUAGGCCAUAAACAGAUGAGAGAGGAGUACGGUGGCCCCGAGAGCUCAACACACUGCAAAUUAAGAAGACCCUAGACGGGACCGUUGGAUCCCUGAGGGGGAAAUUCACACUCCAGCAGCAGAGAGACAAAAAACAAAUACUAUUUGAAGGAAAUAUUAAAGAAAUCAGAGAGGUGACAGUAUACACAUACCUGACACAUUAUAAGUGAGUUUAUAUAUAUAUAUACAGUGUAUAAAUAUCUAUAUUUAUUGACAGUUGACAUGAAAUUAAUAUUUAAUGACAUGCUGCAUUUUGUUAUUGACUUUGUCUUUAUGUACAUAGAGCAAAACUAGUUUUCUUGUUUGUUUAGCGGUGUUCACAUACAAGAUAUUGAGGUCCUGCCGAUGUUGAGGAGUUCGUGCUGACCGCUGAGUCGGCAUACCAACGUGUCCACCAUGGCCGUCACAGUAGGCUCCCAAACAUUCCUUUGAAUAACCAUAGGUGAGAUUUCUGGAUGUCAGUGAUGACGAGCAGGGUGGCGGUGGAGCCUGUUACGGUUUAACUGGCGGCACACAGUUGUAAAUACUUCUUAGACGCUGGCGACUCAUCUGGUUACUUUGGUUCUUAUUCAUCAGUUGUGUUUGUUCUUCAUUCGAGUAGGAGUGCGAUGUGUUCACACGCAGCCUGCAGCACGAUGUGCUCGCCACGGCGUCACCGGGUGCUCGCUAUGUUCAUGAUUUAUGAAUUCAUUUUGAUCCCCUGGCCGACUGUCCCACGUGAGCCGACGCACCCGAACAGCGGUGUCGUCGUGUUCGCCGGCUCCGUCUCGUGGCACCGUCGCGGCAGGACCUCAAUAAACCUUCACGACGCAAAAACAGUCAGAAAGAGAAACGGGCGGAACGUGUCGGCCGAACAAGUCUGACCGCUUUGAGGACGCGAUGCGGCCGCGUCCCGUGGACAUGAGGGGUCACGGUCACAUCCCUGCGACGCUGCUCGCCGACUUCCUGUAACGCCACGCUGUGUUUUCAGUGGAUGCUUGUGAGUUUUUUAUUUUUUUAUUUAAAUGCUGGCAUCAGACAAAGUCGAUGCUGCCGCUGGUGAAAGGCCGGCCCGGGGUGUCCGUUCACUCGGAGCAGCCGGACCGGCGCUUGAGGUGGCUGAGCGUCCAAUAUACGAGUCGACUCAUCCAGUGUUAUACACGACAAGCAGGGACGAGGCGUGUUUUGAUUUCAGUAUUUCUGUAGUUGCACACAACAUUACCAUGAGUUUACGUUUCUGUCCAACUUCAUGGCUACUUGAGUUUUUUUUUUUCUUGGUCAAACUGUUUGAAUCGAGUCCCUGAGCCCCUCUCACUCCUGGUGCUACGAUGUAUUAUGGCCAGAGGCGGCCAUGAUAAUAGUCAUAAUAAAAGGGUGAUGAGAGAGUUGGAGUCUAGUAAAUGGAUGCUUACAGUUGUAUCAAAGGUUUCACCCGUCUACCUUUGGCGAUGACCACUUAGUCCCUUCUAUAAAGCACGUGGGUGAACGGGACUCUGACUCCAGUGACGGCUGACGAUGGCACAGGGACACGUGAAAUAAGUCUCAUUGUAACCACGGCUGGAUUAACCCCUCUGGAGUACCUGCAGUCCUAUAGGCCAAUCAUUUCCCAUCCCUCUAUAGGCUCAGGGAGCGGUCAGUCAUCCCAGUGUCGUCGUCCAAUAGGCUCCUCUAUAACUACCUCCACAGCAGCAAAAACACAGCCCGUCCUUUCUACUAUCUCACUGUCAUCAGCCUCUAGCCUGUGAAUGUCUGCACACACACACACACACACACACACUAACACACUACACAUCAAAGUGCUGGACUCCCUAUUGUUUCCCUUUCUACACUAACACAGUUCUUCUAAUGGUACAUUCUAGCAUUGCGGUUCAGCUGCUGACCCCCGCAGCCCAAACACCCUCCUCUUCCUCCUCCCAGCCACUAGUACAGGACUUCAUGUGCCGCGUGAACCUCUUCCCUGAUCCCAGGAAGGGACUUGGACCUGUGUCGCGUUGGCCUUCUCACGAACAAGGCGUGUAACGCGAUAUCCUGCCAAACGGCGACGUGAGCUAAUCCGCUGUGACCCGGCUCCGAGGGCACGGUCCUCCAUCGCCUCCGUUCUGUUGCAGGCCGCCCUCAUACACGAGCUGCAGAUCACAUUUCAGUCACACGGACCCUCGCGGGUACGCGUCGAGUUUAAAUUAGCAAAUGACACAAAAGACGCACGUGUCGUUGCUUUUGGGGAAACAACGGUAUUUAUCAGAAUGCGUGUCGCUCUCGCCUCCCGGUCACGUUCCCGCUGUAGAGCAGGACCGCGCGGUUUAAAGAAAGUGAUUCGUUCCCGUAGCUGUCGUGGCUCAAUGGGAGGCACUGGGACCCCCCUGCCCGGCCGUCCUUGUCACACCGCGACCGACCAGUUAGAGUCAUUGUGCAGCGACGAGGCCGAGGACCCUCGCUGACUGCCCACCUGCAACGCGUCGUGUUUGUGGGAACGCGACCCCUGGAAUGGUCGACUGGAACUUGAACUCUUUGCCGCCGCGCUCAGAACAAAUAUACCAAACCCCUCUUCCAAGCUAACAUUCGGCCUUCCUCUGCGUCUCGCCGCGACACCAGGGUGAUGCAAGUAGAAAGGUUCAGUUCCAGGGAACGGCUUUAUAUUCUCUGCCUAGUGGACUGAUGCUUGUGUUCUCUGGACAUGGUCUCUCAUCUAUUCAUAUGUUAGGAGUCAAACCUCUGUUCCACAAUUUAAAGCCAUUUAUAGUUUUUAGUAUUGCUGGAUUGUCGCUCGUAGUCCACGAUGUCGGCAGCGUUCUAACUCGACCGAGUCCCUCUUCUGAACAUGGAGUAAACUGAAUCUGUAACUGUGCUCUUACCCAACAGUACGCUUCCAAUCGAUCACAAAGGCCCCAACAGGAGUGCUUUAAACCCCAUUCUACCUCUACAGAAGUGUUUGUAGUGCCAGCUGUUCCCUCAUCGUUUGGCCUUAUCCUCUAUGCUGUGACGACCGAAAUGCACAUAGCCAGGGAGGGAUGAGCUUCUGCUCUCUGUUCCACCUUUACCAUUUCGAGGGUUUCCUGUUCCUGGUUUCAGUCCCUGCUGUACCACUAAUCUUGGGUUUACCACUAUACUGGAUUUGAGUUAUUGUCCCUGAAGCGGAGUUCAUUCUCUAUUGUCCCGACAACUCUGGGCUUUAGCUCCGGUUCCACAGCCAACGUGGGGUUCUUGUCCCUGUUCCACCAGUAAUAUGACUGGGGUCCCCCCAGUAAGGUGGAGGAUCAUGGGUUCCAUCCUUUUUAUGUCUAACGAUUGCACCAGCCCUCCAACUCCUCCCUGCUACUGUCUGGCCCAGUGGCCCUCCAUCACCCCCUCGUCUCCUCCAGCCACACUUCUGUAACCUUCCAUCCCUUUUCUACACUGACAGUCCAUGAAAUGUCUUCCCUUAACAUCGGCGGUGGUUUAUACAAAUGGAGGUUCAACAAUAACAUUAUUUCUAAUGGUGACGGUAUGUCAUACCUGUAAAUGAUGUUUAUCUGUCAUGCCUAGUCAAAUAAUUUAAACAAUAAAAAGAGGGAUUUUUUUUAAAUGUCUAUAAUAUCGGAAAGUCCCUUUGAUGUGUAGUACUGGUGUUACCGUUGUUGUAGUGUAUGUGAUACCCUAUUGGGAUUGUGUUACUUUUUAAGAUAAUAAAAUAACAAUGUUUGGUUACA